Molecule: messenger RNA, 7165 nt
Organism: Chilo suppressalis (striped riceborer)
Lineage: Eukaryota; Metazoa; Arthropoda; Insecta; Lepidoptera; Crambidae
Source: the annotation of a GenBank genome assembly
UUGCUGACGUUCAUUCCAUCGGAAAAAUCGCGCGACUCAACAGGCACUCCGGCCAACGAGUAAUUCCAAAACAAAUUAGUCAAAUGAGAGUUCCUAAAACUUAGGAUUAAUAAUUUAGGAAAAUUUACGAAAGAAAAAAAAAACAAAAUGUAUAAUUCGAACGAGUUCUUGCACAGCGCUGGUGUGAGCCGUCAAAUGCAAGCGACGGGAGAGGCGCCCUCACAAAAGACCAGCAUGAAGAGGCGAUCCUGCGAAGUGCCUCUAGGUGACAUAUCUUCAAACAACUUCAAAGUGUCCUUGAACGACAUAUCGACAAUCAGCGACGUCAACUACGACUGUAGAUCUCUACGCUCUGUCAAAUCCGAGGAUACCAGACUGAGAUACUACAGACCCAUAGAUAGUAGAAGCGUGAAGAACUUCCGAUCUUCUCUUGCUGAUAUAUCUACGUGCUCGUUGUCUCGGCCGCCGAGUUAUGAUCAACUGUCGAGGCGGUCGAUGAUCGAAGGUGCUGAAGCUCAAGCUAUGACGUCAUCGAGCAUCGAAGGCGUCCUGUGGUCUGAUGAGGAGGAGAACGAGUAUUUCUACCACGAGAACAUCACGUCUGCUUGGAAUGAAGACUUGGCCGCGAUACGACAGCUGCUGGAGAGCGAGACGGGCGGCACAACCUGUCCCAGUUGUAACAUGCCCUUUGACAAGGGCAAAAAGAGAAAGUUGAUCGACACCUGUGGACAUGAACGCUGCUACUCCUGCAUGUUCAGAAACGAAGCCUGCCCUAUAUGUGCGAGAAACAGUCAAGGACGAAGACAAACGAUGGAGAGAUACACGCCGUCGCCCCAGCGGCAGGAUCAGGAUUGGCAAUCGCCGAUGCGUCUUCCGAAACCACCGAAACAACCCUCUAAUUUAGCGCAGAACUGCCCCACACCACCGCACACAAGGAGAAGAUUCUUUCUCAGUCCCAAAUCACUGCGGAGCCCGUUCGGACAACGUGCUUCGAGGCAUUCUCAUGAAAACCACGUGCCUCUGUCUGGGUUACCAGAAGAAGGGCCGCGAUCAGCUGCGUGGCCAAGUAUGGUGUUCAAUAAGAUCAGGUCGCUAUGGUCUGCGCACUCCUCGGUACCACAGGGGCUCAACCAGUUGACAGACGACGAAGGAGGUCACAUCAAACAGUCCGGUUACGAGUCGAGGAGACAGAAUGACUUGUACAUGCGGCUGGGCCUACUGCUCGGGGAGCGGAGAAGCGGCAGGAACAAGGCUCGGGACAGCUGCACCUCACUGGCGUCUCUCGAUGCGCACACGCUGGCCUCUCACAAUACCAGCCCGGUGUCGACAUUGACGGGCUCCUCUGAAGUUGAAGCGGCAACGCCCCUCGGCAGAGACUCCUUGGGAUCCCUGGCUUCAAUGUCCCUAUCUGCAGCCAGCAACUGUUCCUCCUCCAGUCCCGGCAGUAGGAGGCAUUCUGUCAAUGCUUUACAAAGCAACAGAUCUGAGGAGUUAACGCGCAUGUCGAGUGGUUUCUUCAAGACCAGAAAGACUGCUGCAAGAAGAUCUGCUAGAGUCAACAGCAAACAAUCUUCCUCAUCUUCCGAAAUCAAGAAAGUGCAUCCAUCACCUCAACUGACUCUUCGACCGCUUUUCUUUGAAGUUCCAUCGUCAGAUGGUCAGAACUUAUUUUCGGGACGACAGUGGCUCAUGAGGGAUAUGGGGAAAGCUCUAGACUCCAGUUCGUCUGGUAUCCUGAUCUCAGGCUGUCCUGGCACAGGCAAAACCGCUUUAAUUCUACAGUUGGUUGAGUAUUCCUGCUUUGGACGGAAAAGAAAUUACGAAUACGAAGAACUUAGAGAGCAAUCGGACAUCAGGGAGCUUCUACCUGAGGAAUUGACGGCUGGCAUGCUCACCCAUUUAGCGUCACAUGUAGUCGCUUACCAUUUUUGUCAAGCUGACAAUAACAGUACUUGUCUAGUGGGUGAAUUCGUUCAUUCGCUCGCCGCUCAACUCUGUCAAGCUCCCAGACUUCUAGCUUAUAGGGAAUAUUUACUAAGUGAGCCGCAUUUACUAGCAUGCCUGUCUUUAAAAGAGUGCAUCGCUGAUCCGGACUUAGCAUUCAUGCGAGGAAUCAUAGAGCCCUUGAAUAUAUUGAGAAAAAAUGGAAGUAUAGAUUCUGGUAACAGCAUAAUAUUAGUUGAUGGUCUCUGCGAAGCGGAAUACCAUAGACCUGAUCAUGGAUACACCAUUGCGUCGUUUUUAGCAAGACAUGUCCCAGAAAUGCCUACGUGGCUCAAAGUAGUGGCAACUGUAAGAACGCAUUUUCUGGAACUUACAAAACAGCUGCCAUACUCUAGGCUUAGCUUAGAUGAAUCUGACAAUGUCAAUAAAGACUUACUGGAGUAUUUCAACGCAAGAGUACAAGCUGCACCUAUCAUAGAAACGAACAUCAAAUCCUCAACUGGAAAAUCAGAAGGAGUCCACAAUUCUGUACUGAAGUUCGCCCAAUACGUGCUACAUCUUAGUCAAGGCUCAUUCCUAUUUCUCAAAUUAAUAUUAGAUUUACUAGAAAGAAGUCACAUUGUUGUGAAAUCGACGAAUUACAAAGUCGUGCCCAUAUCCUUGGCACAGAUAUUCUUACUCCAGUUCAACUUGAGAUUCCCAACAAUACAGUCGUUCGAGAAGAUCACUCACAUUUUGAGUGUCUGUCUAGCUGCUCUCUAUCCAUUAACUUUAGUGGAAAUUUACUACUCAGUGAACUCUUUAUUGGUCAACACUUUUCUUCCCUGGGACGAGUUCUGUGAUAGAUUCGAAAGCCUUUCCGACUUCCUAGUGAAGAGGAUCGACAACACAUACAUGUUUUUUCAUCCUUCGUUUAGGGAAUGGUUGAUACGACGCGAUGAUAAUGAAAGUCCGAAAUUCCUAUGCGAUCUGAGGGCUGGCCAUUGCGGUAUCGCGUACAGAUUAUCAAGAGUACAAGCGCCUCUGGACUCUGAAAAGAGUAUGGAGUUGGGCCACCAUAUAUUGAAAGCUCAUAUGUACAGGAAUCUCGGUCCGGCACAACUCGGUCUGUGUCCAAGGGACUUGCAAGCCAUGAUGGUUGCCACAAGUUCUGCUAGUGUAGGAGAAGCCAUCGCUAAUCUAAGAAACAUAUACACGCCCAACGUAAAAGUGUCCAGAUUGAUGCUAUUAGCUGGCGGAUCGCCUAAUCAAAUUACUGAAUGUCUAGGAAACGCACCUUUGAUUUGUAUGUAUGCGUAUCAAGGAAUCCUGUCCAUGGUCGGACUGCUUCUUGAGUUUGGAGCUGAUCUUGAAAUGACGAAUUCGCAAGGUUGCACAUCUCUCUCUUUAGCGUGUCAAAGAGGACACACUGAUGUCGCUAGAAGACUUAUUGCUGCAGGUGCAUCGUUAAGCCACACUGAUACAGCCGAACAAACUCCUCUCGUACAUGCGGCUAAAAAUGGCCAUCGUGACACAGUUAUAUACCUGCUAGGUUGUCAAAGUGGGAAUGGCGAACGGGGUUCCUUCGACGAUGGCAGCAUAGAACAGCUAGUGCCGGGAUCAAGACAUGCUUUAGUGGCAGCAGCUCAAAAUGGGCACUUGGAUAUCGUCGAGUAUCUGUUGGAUACCGCGGAACUCAUACCCGACGGCAUAUGUCCAGUGACAGGUGAAACUGCUCUAACAGCAGCUUGUUCUUCUGGUAACGCCGCUAUUGCUGACGCCUUACUGGUCCGAGGCGCUACUCCAUAUUCCUUGAACGCAAGACAAAUGUCCCCAUUAGCGUUGGCAGCGAAGAAUGGAAGGACGGCUCUGGUUCUAAGACUGUUGGACUCGGGAGCUGACGUGAUGGGAACUGAUGGGAAGAACCCUCUAAUUUUAGCCGCUGCAGAGGGACACGCCGAUGUCGUGGAGUUGCUUUUGAAUCAUGGAGCUGACCCAGAUGCAACCGAUGCUGAUGGCGUUUCGGCGCUGGGUUGGGCGAGUUUGAGGUCUAGAACUACCACUAUGGUUAUGUUGCUUGAUAAAGGAGCCACUGUUGACCAACCUGACAGAAGCGGAAGAACACCCCUUGGUCUCGCAUGCGGUGGACCGGCGGAUUUAGUUGAGAUUUUGUUAGAACGAGGAGCUUCUUUGGAGAAAGUGGACCAUAGUGGUUUAAGACCCCUGGACAGGGCUAUUGGACAGCGAAAUGUUCACGUCGUCAACUGUUUCUUAAGAAAGGGAGCCAAGCUAGGUCCAACCACAUGGGUUAUGGCAGCAGGCAAACCGGAAUUUAUGCUGAUCCUACUCAACAAGUUACUAGAAGACGGCAACAUAUUGUACCGCAAGAACAGGCCUUCAGAAGCGGCGCACCGCUACCAAUACGCGCUUAAGAAGAUCAAUACCUUGAUCAGCGAUGAAGGCCAAACUACAACGGGCAAUCAGCCGGUUCCUCAUGAACAUAUAUCGGCGUUCGUCCAACUGAAGACGCAUUUAUUGCUCAACUUGUCGAGGUGUAAAAGGAAACUGAACGAACCUUCAGAAGCUUUAGAACUAGCCGCUCGCGCCUCCGUAUUGCGGCCCAACGCUUUCGAAUGCGCUUACGCCAUGUCUCGAGCUAUUCUAGCACUCCACAAACCUUCAGAAGCACUUCCUCACGCAAGACGGGCCCUUUUACUAGCGCCAUCCACUGACUUUGCCGCUAUAAGGACAUUGAAGGCUCUCCAACAAGAAAUACUGACGAGAAUUAACGUAGGAGCACAUAGUCUCAACGGCGACUCCAGAUCUGUCAGAAACUAUGAUACUAUAAGCCUUAAUAUGCCUUAAGUAGAGUUAAAACCCGGAAUCUAAUAAUAUUACUUGCAAUCACCUAUUCGUGCCAUCUCCUGACCUCGAUCCUAUAAGAACAUUGAAGGCGCUCCAACAAGAAAAAUUGACCAGGAUCAAUCAGAAACUCUGACACAAUAAGCCUUUAUAUGCCUUGAUUGUUAAAAAAAACGAAGUGUAUAUCGAGCCUUUCUCGCGCCCACAAACCUGCAGAGGCACUUGUCACACAAGACAAGAUCUUUUACUAGCACCUACUAUUACUGACUUAACUGCUAUAAGGACAUUGGAAGCUCCCCAGCAAGAAAUAUUAACCACGAUCAAUAUAGGAGGAGCACACAGUCUGAAUAGAGAUAACAGAUAUGUCAGAAACUUUGAUACUAAAAGGCUUCACAUGCCUUGAUUGUUAGAUAAAACUCUCCGCGGUCCUCUAUACAGGUAAAGCAAGCGUCAAUAUGCUAAUCUAUAAACAUCGACUUAUUUGCGAAAAGGAUUAUAUUUUUCUUCUUUGUUAAUGUAAAAGUCCUACUAAACGGCUAGGCUGAUUUAGUUGAAAAUUUGUGUGUUUUCGAUUGAGUGCCUUAGCGAUUUAAAUUCCCGCUAGACCCGGUGUUCCAGUAUGGUUUAUAGGAAUUUCAUGUAUUUUUACUGAGCAGUAUAAUUUCUGUCGAAUUCGCUAGUACUAAUAUCCAAUGACGGAAUCACGAAAAAGAUAAAAUUACGCAAUUAGCGCAGCAUUAGAUAGUAUUGCCACAUCGUAUAAAUUUUACCCGCCUCGAUUCUUAGUGUGUAAUAUUGUAGCAAGAUGAGAAACUUUCUAUACCUACGGCAUAUAACAUUUUCGUAAAAUUAUACUUAAAGUUUUAUAAAUUGAUGAUAUGAUACCUGACAAAAAAAACAAUUGAUGAACUUUUUAUCAUUACUUAGAUAUCAUAGCUGGAUUCACAUAAAAUUAUGUAAAUAUUUACAUAUAUUCAUUCUAGGUAAAUAAAUACAACUACGAACGAACGAGAAUUUAAAGAAAAUAUAUAACUUGAGUGUCGUUCUCUUCGCAUGAGUUCUUGAAGAAAACUUUACAUCAGCUAUUGUUAUUGUAUUAAUAAUUAUACAUAAUGUUGUAGAUAGUGAUAUCUUUGAUGUGAUGAUAUAAAAUGGACUUUUUGUAAAUAAUUUCGUAUGUAACUAUGUUACUGUAAUCACCACUGUACAGUAUAAAUGUUAGUAUAUUAACGUCAAACAUGUUUUCCCUAUUAUGUUUUAAAGUGCUUGCCAUUUUAUAUAUUUUGAAUGCUUUAAUGAUUUUUUUUGUUGAUAUGUAAUUAUACCUUUUUUUACAACAAUAGACAAAAUAUACUAUUGGUGCCUUUUUAUUCAAUUAUAUAUAAAAAAAACAAUGCAAUUUAAGUUGUCUAAGUUUUUGUUGUUAAUUUAAGUUAAUUUUGAGUUAAACUCGUAUCGCCUAUAUCCUUGCUUUUGUUUUAAUUUAUUGAGAAUUGUGGAAAAACAUUAUAUUUAAUGGAAAUAAAUAUAAAUUGUUUUAUGAAAAUUUGGAAGCGUGGUGUGAACUUGAAUUCUGUGUACUUUUCUUUUAAGGAUGUGUUUAAUAUUAAAUCAAAGUGAUGUAUCGAAAUUUAAAUAUGUAAUGGAUCUAUUUAUUAAAUAUUUUGGUUAAAAUAGAAAACUUUUGAAAAUAUCCUUGAAAUUCAUAUGUGAAUUGAAAUAUAUUUAUGAAAAAUAAAAACAAAAUCAUACGAUUUUUUUUAAAUGUUAUAAAUAAGACUAUUUUCAAAAAAUAUUGAUAACUUACUAAAGGAUGGUUUUCUGUAAUUCGAUUAGUAUAGUUCAAAUGUGAAAAAAUAUUUUAUGAAGACUGACAGUAUGAAAUAUAUCGAUGAAAUUAACAAAACAUAAAUUACUUUAUAUAAAUCAUAGACAGCUAAGAAAACUUUUGAGUACAAUAAAUAGCUUAUACGACAGUACAUUAUUAUUUUAACGAUUUAUCUGAAUAAAAUUUACAUAUUGCUUAAAAUGUUUUAUUUAAUUUAUAUAGCUUCUGAUUUGCAUUUGAAUGUAGCAAUAUGCGCCUAACGAGUACGGAAGCUAUUUACCUACAAUUGCAAACCAAAAGCUAGCCUUACCUAGGUUUACCUAAUGUUAGCAGAUGUAUUUUUUUAUCAUUUAUUAUUUUUUGUAUAGGGCAAACAUGUGCAACUAGCAAACUAUUGAGGCUACUCGAUGCUAGAUGGCGCAAGCAUACCUGCAAAUUCUCGACAUCUGUCUCCCUAAAGUACCAAGGGAACAUACAUUUGCAAGAGAUUAGAAAGUACUAUAGUCGUAGUUUUUCUUAACUAUUUACUUCAGCCACCUGAUACCAGAUGGC